GUCUGCUCGUCUCAUCACGACUGCUUGAGUGUUACUGGAGCUGCUGUGAGACGCUGCAACCAUGGCUGCUACUGGAUCUUUCCGUAUGGUGUCAGAGGAGGAGCAGGCCAUGAGGGCAAAGUUGGAGCAUUUGACAGUGAAGGAUCAUGGGCCGGUGUUUGGGCCUUGCCACAAACUGCCUGGACACACUGUGCAGAAGGCCAAGGAUGAGUUGAAUGAGACGGAUGACAGGCGGACGUCGUCCCUGAAGGAGCUGCGGGCCAUGAUGAAGGACAGAGCAGCCGAGGGAGACGACCUGGCCAAACUGGUGGUGGAGCGCUUCGGAGACAAACCCGACUCUCUGCUGCUGCGCUUCCUCAGAGCUCGCAAGUUUGACGUUGGUAGAUCCAACGAGCUGCUGAAGGGCUAUGUGCACUUCAGGAAGGAGUAUCCUGAGUUGUUUGAGAACAUGACCCCUGAGGCGGUCCGCAGCACUAUCGAGGCAGGUUACCCUGUGGUCCUGCCCAGUCGUGACAAGUACGGCCGUGUCGUCUUGCUCUUCAACAUCGAGAACUGGGACCUGGAGGAGAUCACGUUCGACGAGAUUUUAAGAGCAUACUGCGUCAUCCUGGAGAAGUUAUUGGAGAAUGAAGAAACCCAGAUCAACGGCUUUGUCCUGAUUGAAAACUUUAAAGGCUUCACCAUGCAGCAUGCAUCCGGAAUCAAACCAGCCGAGCUGAAGAAGAUGGUGGACAUGCUGCAGGACUCCUUCCCUGCCCGUUUUAAGGCGGUCCACGUUACUCACCAGCCAUGGUACUUCACCACCACAUACAACGUGGUCAAACCCUUCAUGAAAAGCAAGCUGCUGGAGAGGGUCUUUGUUCACGGUGACGAGCUGGACAACUACAUAAAAGAAUUUGAUGCAGACAUCCUGCCCUCAGAUUUUGAUGGGAAAGCACCUGUUACCGACUACCAAGCCAUCGCCACCAAGCUGUUUGGCUCUGAAGACACUGCUCUCUGAGACAUGGUCCUCCUGUUUCAAACCCAAGAGUAGUGUCCUUAACCCUAGAUGCCUCUCACUGAUCAGAGCAGAUAUGUGGUCUCUUCUGAAGCUAGGUUGGCAUUAUUCAGGCAGUUCCUGUGAGCAAUUAAGAAGUAUCUAGUGUUAGGAGCUGGAUUUGGUUUGCAAAUGAGUUUUAUAUGUGGCAGCAAGGGGAAAGCAAAAAGGACGCAUAGAUAUAACAGAGAGGAUACGUGACAGUUAUUGCUAACCAGUACAGUGCUGAUAUUUCUUGUUACUGUAGGAACAGAGGGAAUAUGUUGGAGUCGCUGAUUUAGCUCACAUACUAAGUCAGACUAAUAGGAGUUCUAUGCCUUAAAACUGAAUUUCACAGUAUUCAGACCAGCUGUGUGCCUACAUUUUCUGUCCGAUAAAUGAGAGCUGAAGAGUAUCACAGUGUCAGGUUGUAUUUUAGAAGCUAUGAAGAUGGAAAACUAAUAAUGGGUAUGUAUUGCAUUUCAUAAUUGUAAUAGGAGCAGGAGCCUCCUGAUGCAGUGCCACACAAACACAACUUUGUCUCAAUACCACAAAGAUCCAAUUAAAUAGACUUUUUGUGUGC
Molecule: messenger RNA, 1598 nt
Organism: Notolabrus celidotus (New Zealand spotty)
Lineage: Eukaryota; Metazoa; Chordata; Actinopteri; Labriformes; Labridae
Gene: rlbp1a
Product: retinaldehyde binding protein 1a
Exons: 8
Coding region: 62-1000 (312 amino acids)
Cellular component (GO): membrane
Molecular function (GO): phosphatidylinositol bisphosphate binding
Source: RefSeq, a predicted model, not a curated record